Molecule: messenger RNA, 960 nt
Organism: Phacochoerus africanus (Common warthog)
Lineage: Eukaryota; Metazoa; Chordata; Mammalia; Artiodactyla; Suidae
Product: olfactory receptor 51F1-like
Exons: 1
Coding region: 1-960 (319 amino acids)
Biological process (GO): G protein-coupled receptor signaling pathway
Cellular component (GO): membrane
Molecular function (GO): olfactory receptor activity; G protein-coupled receptor activity
Source: RefSeq, a predicted model, not a curated record
AUGCUACAAAUUCAGGACAACCUGGAGAUCUCAGGUAACUCGACAUCUAAAGCUCCAACGUUCUUGCUGACUGGCAUCCCUGGCCUAGAGUCCAUCCAUACCUGCAUCUCCAUUCCCUUCUGCUGUCUCUACACCGCUGCCCUCUCUGGGAACGGCAUGAUCCUGCUUGUCGUCAUUACCCAGCGGCGUCUCCACGAGCCCAUGUACUAUUUCCUCUCCAUGCUCUCCGCUGCUGACCUGGGCUUGACCGUUUCGACAAUGUCAACAACGUUAGGUAUCUUCUGGUUCGACGCAACUGAAAUAAGCCUGGACGCCUGCAUCCUCCAGAUGUUUUUUCUUCAUGGGUUUACCGCCGCAGAAUCGGGGGUGCUGGUGGCUAUGGCCUUUGACCGCUGCGUGGCCAUCUGUGACCCUCUGAGGUACACCGCCAUUCUCACCAAUGACAGAAUCAUCCAGGUGGGCUUUCUAAUGGCUCUACGCUCUGCGGUAGUAGUAGUACCACUGCUUUUGCUCCUUAAGCCUCUCCGUUUUUGUGGAGGAAAUGUCCUCUCCCACUCCUACUGCUAUCACCCAGAUGUGAUUAAAUUAGCAUGUUCAGAUACUCGGGCCAACAGCGUCUGUGGAUUAGCGGCUCUCCUCCUGACCUCAGGAGUAGAUACGCCAUGCAUUGUCCUGUCGUAUAUCUUGAUCCUUCGCUCUGUCCUCCGCAUCGCCUCUCCUCAAGAACGACACAAGGCCUUUAGCACGUGUGUCUCCCACAUCGGAGCAGUUGCGGUUUUCUACAUCCCCAUGGCGAGCUUGUCCUUGGCGCAUCGCUUUGGCCAAGCCACACCUAAAGUGGUCCAUUCUCUGAUGGCCGACGUAUACCUGCUUUUGCCCCCUGUGCUCAACCCCAUCAUCUAUAGUGUAAAAACACAACAGAUUCGAAAGGCUGUACUCAGUCUUCUCCUUACACAAUAG